UUUUUUUUUCCCGCUGCAGAGAUUUGGCUACGACUCUCGUGACUGGCUAGCCCGGCAAUCCCUGCGGCAAACGACAACAUCAUCUAUCUUCUCACGAUAAUUUUCGGUCCUGGUGCCGUCUUCCAGAAGUAUUUGUUCCCCCUUGAAUCCCUCCCCCUCGUCGAGGACGGUUUCGCCCGUCACACGCUACUCGACGACCCCGCGCCGGGCCAAACCUACGCCAAAGAUAUUUCCCUGCAGCGCCCAUUGGUACUCCGCACCAAGCUUCGACGACGAACCUCGUCGUUGACCAACUGCCGCCGAAACUAUGGAGGCAGAGAUUGAUCUCUACGAGCUCCUGUCCAUCGAGCGGGACGCCUCGGGGGACCAGAUCAAGAAGGCCUAUCGCAAGGCCGCCCUGAAGUACCACCCCGACAAGGUCCCCGAGGAGCAGCGCGCCGAGUCCGAAGUCAAGUUCAAAGAGAUCACACAAGCCUACGAGAUCCUCAGCGAUGACCAGAAGCGCCACCUGUACGAUGCCCACGGCAUGGCCGCCUUUGACGGGUCGCGUGGAGGCCCUGGCGGCCCCGAGGUCGACCUCAACGAUAUCCUCUCGCAAAUGUUCGGCUUCAACAUGGGCGGUCCCGGUGGACCGGGCGGCCCCCGGCGUCCUCGAAGGGGACCCGACGAGGAGCAAGAGUACAAGGUGACGCUGGAGGAGCUCUACAAGGGCAAGACUGUCAAGUUUGCCGCGAACAAACAGGUCGUCUGCGGCCAGUGCAAGGGCUCUGGUGGCAAGGAAAAGGCCAAGCCCACCUCGUGCGAACGCUGCAAGGGCAACGGCAUGGUCGAGGCCAUCCGCCAGAUCGGCCCCGGCAUGAUGCGGCGCGAGACCGUGCUAUGUGACCACUGCCAGGGAUCCGGCAACUUUUUCAAAGAGAAAGACCGCUGCAAGAAGUGCAAAGGCAAGCGCACGGUCCAGGAGAAGAAGGUGCUCGAGAUAUACAUCCCGCGCGGCUCCAUGCAGGGUGAACGCAUCGUGCUGGAGGGCGAGGCCGACCAGUACCCCGAGCAGAUACCCGGAGACAUUGUCUUCACCCUUGUCGAGGAGGAGCACGACACGUUCUCACGCCUCGGCAACGACCUAUCCGCCGAGCUCAACAUUACGCUGGCCGAGUCGCUGACGGGCUUCUCGCGCGUUGUACUGAAGCACCUAGACGGCCGCGGCAUUCUCAUCGAGCGACCGCGCGGCAAGGUUCUGCGACCUGGCGACUGCCUGAAGAUUGAGGGAGAGGGCAUGCCCAUGAAGCGAGGCGAGGUCAAGGGCGACCUUUACUUGCUAGUGAAGAUCCAAUUCCCUGAGGAUGACUGGUUGAAGGACGACGCUACCUACGAGGCUCUGCAACAGAUGUUGCCCCCUCCUCCGGCUCCGAUAGAGGCCGAGGAGGUUGACGAGGUUGAGUAUGAAGACGGCGCUGACAUCGAAAAGAUGGGCGAGAACUCAGGAGAUCCCCGGUUUACCAGCGAGUGGGAAGACGAUGACAUGGAUGAUGGUCAGCCUCAGUGCCAGACGCAAUAAAGCGAAUCAUCACCUUCUCGUCGGGUAAGGGAAAUGUGUUGUUAUAGAGCGAAUAGAAGGCGGGACGAGAGCCGUGGACAUGCGACAUGGACACAAAGACACGCUACUCCUCUUUCUGGUUUACGACUGAUGAUGACUGCGGGAUAGAGCCAUGGACUGGGACAAGCGGAGGGGUGCCAGGGAGUGGCAAUGAGGGGCAUUGUUUGGGAACCGGUUAUAGCAGAGGCGAUGAAGGUGCCGUUGUUGCACCCAGACGUCUUCAUGAGGGAGGCCGGUCUUGGGUGUAUUUUCCGCAUUGGGGAGUGCUUACCCCGUCCUGGAACAUCUGUUGCGAACCUGUACGGUUGCACUAAAGGAAUACUGUGACGAAGCGCUCCCGAAGGCCUCGCAGAAGUGACUGCCUGACUCAGUAGCUACAUUGGAGCUCCGGGCACGGGCAGAACGACGUGGUAGUGG
Molecule: messenger RNA, 2014 nt
Organism: Purpureocillium takamizusanense
Lineage: Eukaryota; Fungi; Ascomycota; Sordariomycetes; Hypocreales; Ophiocordycipitaceae
Gene: XDJ1
Product: DnaJ-like protein xdj1
Exons: 4
Coding region: 308-1558 (416 amino acids)
Biological process (GO): protein refolding; response to heat
Cellular component (GO): cytoplasm
Molecular function (GO): Hsp70 protein binding; ATP binding
Source: RefSeq, a predicted model, not a curated record